Tinamus guttatus (white-throated tinamou) is the source of this 1290-nucleotide messenger RNA. It is a transcript of the gene SLC67A1, whose product is annotated as solute carrier family 67 member 1. Gene Ontology annotation, cellular component: nuclear envelope. NCBI's taxonomy places the organism in Eukaryota, Metazoa, Chordata, Aves, Tinamiformes, Tinamidae. Gene Ontology annotation, molecular function: transmembrane transporter activity. The record is from RefSeq and is a predicted model, not a curated record. Gene Ontology annotation, biological process: transmembrane transport.
AUGAGCACUGCGGGAGAGCCCGCCAGCCCGGGGGCUCAGCAGGGAGCAGCGUGGGCCAAGAGCGAGAAUGAGGAGCGGCUGGAGGAGGGCGCCAAGCGGCGAGUGAUCCUUGUCACCUACGUCGUUGCAACGCUAGACCUCAUCUUCUUGUUCAUGCAGUUUGGAGUCAUGCCGUACUUGGCAAAGAGCCUAGGUUUGGACUCGGUUGGGUUUGGCUACCUCCAGACAACCUUCGGUGUCCUUCAGCUCGUGGGAGGUCCCAUUUUUGGAAGAUUUGCUGACCAGUUUGGUGCCCGAGCUGCCUUGAUACUCUCCUGUGCGUCCGCAAGUGCCUUCUUCCUGCUGGCAUCCAUCACCACCAGCAUCCCUCUCCUCUACCUCUCCCGGCUGCCCAUGGUGUUCAUGCAUGUGAUGCCAGGUGCUCAGAAGGUUAUUACAGAUCUGACUACUCCUUCUGAACGUGCCGGUGCAUUGGGGAAGUUGGGCCUUUGCUUCGGAAUAGGAAUUAUCCUCGGUUCUGCACUGGGAGGCAUCCUCUCCACCAAAUUCGGCAUUUUUUCCCCUAUGUAUGUUGGACUGGUAGGAAGCCUCAUAAGCACCGUGAUAGUGAUAGUCGGGAUCCCUUCACCAGCCAGACAGAAGUCGGAGCAUCCCAUGACAGAGCAUAGCCCAUUGCAGGCUGGCAGCGUGUUCAGCCUCCACAAAAUCCUCCGCCUGAUGAAGUUCCCAGGAGUGAUGGAAGUUUUCCUGGUCAAGGUCCUUGCUGGAUUUCCCAUAGGUUUGUUCCUGAUCAUGUUUUCCAUCAUCUCUAUGGAGUUCUUUGGCUUGGAAGCAGCGCAGGCUGGAUACCUGAUGGCCUAUUUUGGUGUCCUUCAAAUGGUGGUGCAGGGCCUGGUCCUGGGCAGACUCACCAGCCUCUUCACGGAGAAGACCCUGCUGCGGCUCAGCGUGCUCGUCCUAGCCGGCGUGGGCCUGGGCAUGGCCCUGAUGAGGAACGUGCUGCAUUACUGCAUUGUCUCUGUGCCGCUGGUGUUCUCCCUCAGCACGCUGGCCACCAUCACGGACAGCAUGCUCACCAAGGCUGUCCCUGCUUCUGAGACCGGCACCAUGCUGGGACUCUGCGCCUCAGUGCAGCCCCUGACCCGCACCUUGGGGCCUACCAUUGGCGGCAUUUUGUACAAGCACUUCGGCGUCUCCUCCUUCGGCUGCUUGCAGCUCAGCAUCAACGUGGGCUUGUUCGCCUACCUCCUCAGGAGCAAUAUCCCGCUGGGAGAAAAAAAAAGCCUCUGA